AUGAAAGCCCUCGUCCUCUCGCCAUCCAGCCGAUCGGCCUCCGUCAAAGAUAUCCCAAUACCCUCUCCCGGGCCUCGAGAGGUCCUCAUCAGGGUCCGCGCCGUCGCCUUGAACCACGUCGACGCGCUGUACGCCAACAAUCCCAUAGCCGCCCAGGACGAACGGGUCAUCGGCAGCGACUUCUCAGGAGAGGUUGUACAAGUCGGCGAGGGCCUUGACGUGGUCGAUGAUACGCGUGCGCAGAUUGGAGCUCGCGUGGCCGGGGUUGUCCAAGGAGCCUGCUCCGUCAACUUCCGCCCGGGUGCUUUUGCAGAAUACCUCGCCGUCGAGUACGACCUAACAUGGCACGUCCCGGCGACAAUAUCCUUCGAAAGCGCGGCGACAAUCAGCCUCUGCGGUCUGACCGCUGCCCAGGGCGUCUUCGCCCGCCUGCAACUCCCAUGCCCAUUCUUUAACACCAGAGGCUUCUCGGGCCUCAACCUCGCUGACGACAGCCCUGUCAACGUCUUCAUAUACGGCGCGACAUCCUCCCUCGGUCUGUACGCCGCACAACUCGUCCGCGCGUCUGGAAAGACUUCUGGUCGCAGGAUACGGCUCAUCGGCGCAGCCAGCGCGUCGAAGCACGCCAUUUUGAAGCAGGAACCGUACGGCUUCGAUGUCCUGGUCGACUACCGGGAUACCGAGUGGGUUGAGAAAGUGCGUGAUGCGGCCAGGGGAGGGGUGCAGUACGCCAUUGACGCCAUAUCCAGAACCCCGUCGGUUGAGCAGGUUGAACAAACGCUGGCGGAGGAGGGCCAGUUCGCAGCAUUCCGGAGUCCUGCUCUGGGCGGAUUUGAUAUCUCCAAGAUGAGGGUCAAGCCCCUGAUUGGAGCUGUCUGGGAAGGGUUGGGGGUUGAAGUAUUGUACCAAGGCGCAACUCUCCCCGCGAACCCCGAGGCGCGACGAUUCACGGCCGCAUUCUGUAACCACAUGGGCUCCGAAGCCGCUUCUGGGGUUGUCAAGGUGCAGCCGAACCCUGUACGUCUGAUGCCGGGUGGUUUGGAGAGGGUCGCUUUAGAGGGCUUUGCUCUGUUGACUGGUGUCGGGGGUGAACGGUCCGUAAGUGCCGAGAAGAUUGUGUACACUAUCUCUUGA
Messenger RNA from Colletotrichum aenigma, 1134 nucleotides. RefSeq names its product Trans-enoyl reductase ccsC (gene ccsC-2). Bases 1 to 1134 code for a protein of 377 amino acids. The transcript has 3 exons. The record is from RefSeq and is a predicted model, not a curated record. Lineage: Eukaryota; Fungi; Ascomycota; Sordariomycetes; Glomerellales; Glomerellaceae. Gene Ontology annotation, molecular function: oxidoreductase activity, acting on NAD(P)H.